GAGAUUUGAUUGCAAUUAUACUCCGCCAAGACAACUAAGCAACUGAGCUUAAAUUACUCUCAGAAAGAUUUAAAAUUAAAUUGGAUAAUGACUCCAAAAUGGGUUAAUGCAGAAAUCACUUUUGAGAAAUUAAUACACAUAGAAUUUGAGCCAAAAUGGGUUACUGCAGAAAUCACUUUUGAGAAAAUUUUCCUUUUGUUGCCGUUUCACUUUUGUGGAAUUUACCCAAUUAAUUUCCAUCUCCAUCGAGUGAAAAAAAAAGGAAUGUCAAUCAAAGUUGACUCUUCUCUAUCUCCUUCUCACGAACCCUAGCUCUGCAUCACAAAGAUCGGCGGCGCGGCAGGCUCGGCGACGGUGAGCCAGGACGGUGCGGCAGGCUCGGCGACGGUGAGGCAGGGCUGGCAGGCUCAUCAGGCGGCAGGCUCGGCCGCAACGAGGAUUCCACAAUACUCAGUCGGAAAUUCACCCAUCAUCUACUCCCGCUUCAGUUUCUCGCAUAAGCUCUGAACCAUCAAACCCGGUGUCAUCGCCCUUCCCAAUCUCCUCAAUUGUGGCGUCCGUUGCCAUUCUUCCGUCAAUCUCGAGGUGAAGGGUCUACUUAGCCACCACUUCUCCUUGUAGUUCUUUCGCUAACUCAAUCUUGACGGGAGAAGAAGCAAUUUUUAAUUCUCCCUUGUCGCUGCUCUUCUUGAUCGGCAGCUGUGGUUAUCCGAUCAGAUGUUUGUUGUUUUCUCCCCUGUCAAAUGAAAAGAAGUGCAGUUUUUUGUUGUACAUGUUUUCAUAAAGAAGCACUUUUUUUUUAGGUUGCUGGUUCUAUUGUACAUGUUUGCUGCAAUUUAGUUGGAUACAAUGUAUUAUUUUUGAUGUUAUCUGGACUCUUGGUGCAGGUGCUUAUGUCCACAAUGAGUGAAUAUGAGAAAGUUGAAAAUGAUGAUAUGCCUUCACAGGAAAAACACACAGAUGAAGAUGUCAAUAUCCCUCAAACUUUUGAUCAAGCUAUAUUAGCUUUAGUGUUCGAGACCUUGGAAGAUGCUGAAUUCUUUUACAAUGCCUAUGCAAAAAGAGUUGGGUUUAGUAUUCGGAAGCGAGAUUGUCGAAAAUCACGUGAUGGCAAAAUGCUAAUGCAAAGAUGGGUUUGUGCAAAGGAGGGCCAUCGGCAUCAAGUGUGGUUGGACAAAUAUGAUCGUAAACGCAAGCCGCGUCGAAUAACUAGGGGAGGUUGUGAAGCAGAAUUUCGCGUGAAUUUGGAUCAUGAUACUGGGAAGUGGGUUGUGAAGAAACUAAUAUCAACUCACAACCAUAACUUGGUUUCAUCCAAGCGGGUCCAUCUUUUGCGAUCUCACCGUGAAAUCAAAGAAAGUGAUAAAUCUUUCAUCGAGGCAUUGCAUAGUAUUGGAGUAAGCCCUCGUUAUAUAACUGAAUUUUGCAAGGAGCAACAUGGAGGAUAUCAGCAUAUGGGAUUCACACCAAAGGAUAUAGAAAAUGAAGUGCAAGCUAUUCGAAAGAAAAUGGUCCAAGGCGGUGAUGCAAACACUACCAUAGGAUAUUUAGAGGGGAGGAGACAAGCAGAUCCGGAGUUUUUUUUCAAGUACACGGUGAAAGAUGAUGAUAAACUUGGACACCUUUUCUGGGCAGACUCGGUGUCAAGAUCCGAUUAUGCAUUCUUUGGGGAGGUUGUAGCAUUUGAUGCUUGCUACCGGAGACAAAAGUACAACAACCCUUUAGUCAUGCUUAUAGGAGUAAAUCAUCAUCACCAGAAUUUGCUGUUGGGAGCUGCCUUUUUGAAAGAUGAGAAGACUAAAAGUUACAUAUGGUUACUGCAGACAUUUUUAGAGUGCAUGGGAGGUAAGAAGCCAUCGUCGGUCAUUAUAGAUGGGGAUAAAGCGAUGCACCAAGCUGUAAGCCAAGUGUUUCCUAAAGCUGCCCACCGCCUUUGUUCUUGGCAUAUAGAUCGUAAUGCAGGUGAUAUGAAGCUUGGUGUCAAGUUUUUGCAAGGACUGAAUUAUCUUAUGAAAAAUAGAAUGUCGAUCAAGGAAUUUGAGGAAAAAUGGCAGCGAUUAGUGACGGAAACUAACUUAGACCAAUAUUCUUGGGUGAAAGGUUUAUAUGGAGAUCGUCAUAUGUGGUGCGAAGCUUAUCUGAAAGGAAAUUUUUUUGGAGGCAUGACCACUACCUCCCGCUGUGAAGGAAUGAAUAGCACGAUUAAUCGGUACGUUAACCAGAACUUGAAGUUAUUUGAAUUUGUGAAAAGAUAUGAGAGGAUGGUUGAUAAGUUACGCUUCAACGAGUCAAAGGCUGACUUCAUAGCAUUUCAUUCGAGGAUGGUGUGCUCUCAUGUCCUUCUUAACUAUGAGCAGCAAGCUGAAGAGUUGUAUACUCCAACCAUUUUUGAACUUUUCAGAGAGGAACUUAGGUUUGAAACUAGCUAUCUGUUAUCUGAACCUAUGACACAAGAGGGGGAUAUUGAGAUUUUCAAACUCCACCAAUGGUCAAAGCCUAGUCGGAUAAGAACUGUGGAGUACAAUACCAUAAAAGACACAAUUAAAUGCUCGUGUUCGUUGUUGGAGUCAAUAGGUAUCCCAUGUCGGCAUAUUCUGAAUGUUAUCAAGUUGAGAAAAAUGCCUCGAAUUCCUCAAUCGUGCUUUAUCUCGCGGUGGACAAAGAAGGCAAAAGGUUUGGGUUCGGAAGAUGCAAUCACGAGUUUGAUUGAUAGUAAGCUUGUUGAAACUAUGCGCCAUGGGGCUUUAGUUGCUAAGGGUUACAAAAUUUUCCAGCUGGGUUCCAAAUCAGGAGGGUGCUUCGAUAAAGCUUCAGAAGAGCUAACUCGACUAUCAACAUCGCUUGAGAAACUCAGUGACCAAAACAAGCCUUGCCUUGUGAAAAGAAAAUAUGGGGAUGUGGGAGACCCAGACAUAGUGAAAACAAAAGGGACAGCACGUGUUGAUCGCAAUGUUAAAAAGAAGGAGAGAAAGUGCAGCACAUGCGGUAAGCCUAAGCACAACAAAGCAACAUGUCCAGAAGCAUAAGGUAUCCGUAUGUUCUUCCUUCAUUGAAAUGCUUUUGCUUAUCCCUCAUCUAUUUGCUAGCUUUGACUAAUGCUAAGAUUUUUGUUUUUUGAUAUUUGCAGGAGAGUUGAAAAUAGAGUGAAGAGAAGAAGGGCGGGCAGAGGAACUUGCAAUGUCUUGGGGAAUUGCAGCAAUCCAUUUAGCAUGUUUCUCUGAAUUGGAAUGACUAUUUGAUGGAUUCUUAAUUUUUUUAGUGGAUAUUAGUUGGAUUGUUAGGAGUUCUUGAUGUUAUUCCCUUUAAUUUGAGCCUAAAGUUUGGUUGAAAAAGAUUGUGUUUCAUGUUUUGGAACUGCAGAGGCAGCCCCUAAAUGCAGAGUCAAAAGAAAAAAAAUGCAGAGGCUCAUGUUUUGGCACUGCAGAGGCAGUCCCUAAAUGCAGAGUCAAAAGAAAAAAUGCAGAGGCAAAGUGGAUGGGAGAGUAAAACAUGCGGAAUUGA
Linum trigynum is the source of this 3501-nucleotide messenger RNA. The record is from the annotation of a GenBank genome assembly. Lineage: Eukaryota; Viridiplantae; Streptophyta; Magnoliopsida; Malpighiales; Linaceae.